This is a messenger RNA of Anthostomella pinea, 1260 nucleotides long. The record is from the annotation of a GenBank genome assembly. Lineage: Eukaryota; Fungi; Ascomycota; Sordariomycetes; Xylariales; Xylariaceae.
AUGGAUCUCGCAUACGAUCACAUCGCGGAAGAGUCCCUUAAAAGGGACAACCAAGCGGCCAACGACAAGAACGACAAUAGAGAGUCCUCCGAGACGAAAGCCGAACCACAGUCGACGCUGAAUGACGACAUCCAAGCAGCAUACAGCGCAUUCUCGAGCAGCACCUGGGGCAGCUGGCUCGGCGGAACCGUGGGCAAAGUAGUCAAGCAGGGCGAGUCCGUCUACCGCGAAGCCAGCCAAGAAGUAACCUCCCUAGGCGUCGAUGCGUCGCGGGGUCUCGCAAGCCUACGCGCGCGCGCCAUCUCCAUGACCGUGGCACCGACGGCCGAGUCCAGUGCCUCGCAGACAAGCGUCAGCCAGGAUAAGGACAAAGAAGCUGGGUCUACAACACCGACGACGGCCAAGGCGACGACCUCGUCCCCCUCCUCCUCGGACGAUGCGCUGCAGGAGUCCGAGACGACGUUCUCGCGCCUGCGGGCCGAGGCGGCCAAGCGGCUGAAGGACAUCCAGCGCGCCGAGGACGCGGCCGACGAGGCGCUGCUGAAGUUCGGCGGCAACGUGCGGGACUUCUUCCGCGACGCCAUCACGGUGAAGCCGAGCGCUGAGUCGGGCGACGGCGCGGACGGCCGGUUCGAGAGCAAGGACGAGGCCGGCAAGCGGGUCAUACACACGUCGCGGUACGACGCGCAGCUGCACGUCCUGCACACGACCGAGAAGAGCUUCACCGAGGACCCCGCCACGGGCGAGUUCGUCGCGUGGGCCGAGGGCUUCGAUGCCGAGGCCAAGACGGAGAGCAUCAGCGCCGACCUGGCCAAGUACCCCGAGCUGAGGGCUAAUAUGGAGAAGCUCGUCCCGGACAAGGUGCCGUACGCCGAUUUCUGGAAGCGGUACUACUUCCUGCGACACAGCAUAGACUCGGCCGAUGCCCGUCGCCGGGAUCUCAUGAAGGCCGCAUCGGCAGAGGAAGAGAUUGGGUGGGGCGAGGAGUCGGAUGACGAGGCCGCGCCCAGCAAAACAGUAGAGAAGCUGCUCCCCCUGAGACCCGGCUCAACCGAGUCCUCGACUACCAUCCACCCGCCCGUCGACAAGAGCCGCCUAAAGCCGUCCGAGCCCCGCAAGUCCAACGACGAGAAGUCCCAGGCCGACAGCGAUACAAGCUAUGACGUUGUGGGUGCCGCGUCCGGAAACCCGAGCCAGGCACCGAGCAGUCCCAAGGAGGCCCGGAAGGUGGAGGAUAGCGAUGACGAGGAGUGGGAAUAA